GUGUGUUCCGCACCCCUGCCCCCACGGAGUGGGCGCGUGGUUGGUGCCUGCCGGGCGGAAGCGCUGCAGGGGGUGCGCAGCGCCGGGACUGGGAGUAGGUGCAGGCGGCCGUACGGGCCCGGCGGUGAGUGGUCCCCGGACGUGCCCUCCUCUCCCGGACCUCCCUCUCGCCCGGCGGCUGCUGUGGUCACAGCCCCCCGGCCUCUGAGCGCUGACUACACCCGGCCUGGCCCUGGCAGUGCGGGAGUCCACGCCCGCUCCUCUGGAUGCUCCUGCAGGGGCCGCGGACCUGGUGCAGGGGAGGGCAAAACCCCAGUCCCGGUCCGGCCCAGUUUGCCCACGGGGUGAAGUUGCUCCCGACCCCCACGCUGUGCUGGGCAGCCCCUGAGGAGCGGGGCUGGACCAGGAGCCUCGAGCUUUGGCGGCAGCAGGUGCAUUGGCGGGCUGAAGCCAGAGCUGCACAACGGGCAGUUAGUUGCACUUGCUCUGAGCGUCUGUUUGAGCAAGUUUGGAGUCUGUGCGUCACCCCUCCCUCCCGCAUCCCCGGCUCCUAGUGAUGCCCUGGAAGGCAGCGGUGGGUUUGUCUGCUUCGGAUGCUGAAGUAACCACACAUCGGCUCAGGACGGAAAAGAAGAGCAUGUGGUUUCUGCUCUAUGUAAUGAGACGGGCUGAGUUAAACCUAAAGUAAAUCAGCACACUUGUGGGUACUUAAAGUUUCUCACUGAGGACUUUUGAGUUGCAGACAGAAGAAAUGGAUCUUGCAAAUGAAGAUGCAGUGCCCAGCACUAUAUUUGACUGGAACUAUCUUCUCUGGGAAGUUCGUUUAUUUUUAGUAGUAGUUGGCUUUUUCCUCUACUUAGGAGUGUUUCUUCUGUCUCACUCGCUGUCCUCAUGGAUCAGUGUCACUUACCGUACCUUGCCAUCAAAGGAGAAAGUCUUCUGGAACAUGACAGUCACACGUGGUGUUUUUGGACUUCAAAGUUGGGUUUCUGGCUUGUGGGCCUUACUCAUAGAUCCUGUUUUUCAAGCUGACAAAGUAUAUUCACAGCAGAAAUGGAGCUGGUUUACCUGUUUAAUAGCAUCUGGAUUCUUCUUACUUGAAAAUGUAGCCGUUCAUUUGUCUAACUUUAUUUUCAAGACAUUUGAUGCAUCUCUCGUAGUGCAUCAUUUCUUUGCCUUUGGUGGCUUUCUUGGUCUUAUACUUAAUACCGAGUCUGGACACUACCUACCCUUGAUGGGCAUGCUACUUGAGAUGAGUACUCCGACCACCUGCAUCUCCUGGCUGCUUUUAAAGGCUGGCUAUUCUCAUACCAUUUUCUGGAAGGCAAACCAGUGGCUCAUGAUCCAUCUGUUUCACUGCCGUAUGAUGCUUACUUAUCACAUGUGGUGGGUGUGUAUUUCCAAUUGGAAUGAUGUGGUGGAAAAUCUUGGACUUCUGUAUUUUAUCAUCUUAUUCCUGGGAUUAGCUUCUGUGUCAAUAAUUCUUAACCCAUACUGGACGUACAAAAAGACUAUGCAGGUUGUCAGUCCAACUGACUGGAACUUUCCUCACACAGAAGUGAAAAAUGGACAAUCUGGAAAGCGGAAUGGUGAAACAAUCCAAAAGAAGAGGAUAUAAUACUGAAACAGGUGGCUGUUAGCAUAGAAGCAAUAUAAGACCAGAAGAAUAUAAUGCACACUUUUUUAAUGAGUCCAAAAAAACACAAUUAUGUACAAGAAAUCAGAGUAUAUAUUGAUUCAUCCUUAACUUGCCAUCAGAAUUCUAUACUUUUGUUUCAAAAAUGUUAAAAAGUAUAGCUUUUUUAAAAGUAACACCAAAAAUCUUAGACUACUUUAACAGGAUUUAUGCUGACUUUUUUUUCAAAUUGAAUGGUGUUGCUUCAUUCUGUAAUGAAAGGCAGUAAAAAUUGUAUCUGCUCUUCUAGCACUUUUCAUCGGAUUCCCUAGGUUUUUUUCUGAAUACCUAAUUAAGCCAUACCGCAUCUCUUUAAGGAAGAUUAGAAUUAAGACCAUUUUAGGAUCAUGGAAGAAGCUGAUAUUGAAAACUGACUUUUAUUUCUGACAUUGAAACUAGGUCUGGAAUACAGAAUACCUUUUGCACUCUAACCAGUAGACUGCUCCAUACUGAUGUGAUGGAUAGUCCACCACCUUGAAGUCUUUAAGUCACAACUGGAUGCCUUCCUAAAAGGUUUGCUAUAAAAGCUUAGGUAACUUAUGGGUUUGAUGCAGAAAUUACAGUAGGAGAUUUUGUCCUGUGUUAUUCAGGAGGUCUCCUCUGGCCUUAAAAUCUGUGGGAUUGUCUAUACCACAGUAGUAGCCUGUCCUGACUAGGCUGUUCCUUAGCUUAUCCUGCCCAUUUGCAACCAUGAACACUCUACAAGCCUGGAAGUACAACAGUGGGACCACCUUGGGCUUGUCCAUUAUACAUGAGAAUUGACUCUCAAGAGCAGCCUGUGGAGAUGGAUCUGAAGCAUCUUCACUGGUGUACCUCUUGGUUACGACUGCCUGUAGGAAUGGGUAGAUGUAGCAUGCUUGGGAUAGCCUAGCCAAGCCAAACAAUGAUACCAUCAUAUUGUAAUGGUAUUCAAUCUUUUGGCCCCACAGGCCAGAUGAGUGGCACAGGGCCAGUCAAUUAGCUAUAACUGGGUCCCACACCACGGUGGAAUCGGGCCUCUCACUGCCUUGUAUACCUGAUACAGGGCCAUGCUGUCCAAUUCACAGAGCUCCCCAUUCGUACAAAGUUUGGCAACAGGGGAGUGACAGCCAGGAAGUGGAGGACACUGCUCUGAGGGCUGAGCACUUGUGUCAUAGAUCUGUUGCACUUGUUUCAGUUUUCAAAGAACAAGUCUACAUCACAAAUGUCAAUGAAAAAACGUAAGUCUUAGAUAAGCUUAUUAUUGGGGCACAUAUUACAUGUAUAACAUUCCACAGCACAAAAUAACCUUGCAGUUGGCACUGAUUGAGUGGUGGUUCUUUGUGCUAAUAGACUUGGAGAUGAAUGUUACUGUUUGGGGUGGGGGGAGGUAUGUGGCAUGGAGGGGUGGGGGAAAACAACUUUAUCAGGCUUUUUGUCAACUGAUAAAUACAGAGGGAAUGGAGAAAAACUUGAAUACUCAGAAUGCUGCUGGAACCCAUUAGGGGAACACAUGGAAGAUUUCUUUGUUGUUUUGGAGAUGUGACCUUUUACCUCUAAAUCACAAGUUCAAAUCCAGUCUAAGUUAAUAGUGCCAGAGUAGUUAUUUUUUUUCUGAAGUCUGUUCAGUGAAAUCAGUUUAAUGAUCUUGCUUUAGUUCCCAGUGGACCAAAGUCCCAAUCGCAAUCUUGUGGACAUUCACAUCAGAAAGUAUAAAAAUUAACUGAGAUUCUGUCUCUAACAGUGGUAUCUCCUGCUUGGUAUUGGGUCAUGUUGAUUGGGCAGCAUGGCACUCUUGACUCUUGUCAAAUAGAUACAGAAAUUAAAUCCUACAGCUAUCAAUCAUGUAUGUUUUAUCAUCACAAAAGAUCAUUAUAAAAAUGUUCCUCGUGAACCAAAAUAUGUUGUCCAAAUACAAAUCUUGGAUGCCAAACCUCACAGCCAGAGGAGUUUGUGAUGGGAACUUGGAAACAGGUAGCUAGGGGAUGGUGGGGGUCCCUGGAGGGAUCUUAAAAAAAACCUCAUAAUUUCUUGAAGUUCUCCAGAAGACUGGAAAAGUUGCAGAAGCCUCAGCACAUGAAAGAAAUAGUAUCAGGAGUGGGCAGAACAGAAAUUUAGAUAUGUAUAUGAUUUUUUUUUUUUUUAGCAAAGUUUGCAUAGGCUUAACUUUUGUAUUUGGGGGGGGACUGGGAUUAGGAGAAUUCUGGGGGUGCAAAAAUAUAUUGUGGAUUCUGAGUGGGGUUAGGGAGCUGGAGAACCAUCUCCUUGGAGUCGAGUUACUUUGGUUGAAGAGAAAAUAUUUAUAGGACAAAAUAUAGAUUUUGUUUACCUUAGUUGGAGUAUUGCCUAGUUUUAGCCAUCCCACUUUGUGAGGAAUGUGAAGAAACUGGAGAGGGUUUAUAGAAGAGAGCAACUAGGAUGAUAAAAGGGCUGGAAUGUAAUGCAUAUGAUGAAACGUUGCAGGAAAUAAAUCUGUCUAGUUUGCAGGGUAAAGAGGAGAUUAAUAGUGUACAUGGAAGCAAUUUCUAAAUAUUUUGAAGAUGGUCAUAAAGAAGAUGGGAGGGGGGGAUUGGCUUGCCUUGCUGCAGAGUGAAGGACAGAAAGCAAUGGGUUUAAACAGCAGUAAAGCAGGCCUAGAUAAAGUCUCAGAACAAACUUUCUAACUGCGAGCAGUGGAACAAGCUGCCUAGGGAAGUUGUGGAGUCUCCUUUACUGGAGAUUUUCAAGGAGUUGGAAUUGGUUAACAGUAGUGAAUCCUGCAUAUGUGCAGGAGGUUGGACUUGAAUGCUCUUGAGAGCCCUUCCAACAUUAUAAAUCUGAAAUUUUAUCUGUCUAAAAUGUCCUAUGUAUCAGAGCAAUUUCCAUGCACUUUUUUUUUUUCUUUUUGAAAUCCAUCCGUUUAAAGCAGUGGUGGGCAAAAUGCGGCCCACGGGCCACAUGCGGCCCGCCAGGACAUUCUAUCCAGCCCACGGGGCCCCUAAAAAAUUUAGAAAAUUAAUAUUAAUCUGCCCCUGGCUGCCUGUCAUGCGGCCCUCAAUGGCUUGUCAAAACUCAGUAAGUGGCCCUCUGCCCAAAAUAAUUGCCCGCAUCUGAUUUAAAGCAUUGUUUUAAGGGCAAGGUAGGAAUGAGAAAAUUUUACUGUAUAAGCUGUUCAAAGCAAGGAUUUUUUGUAAGCUGUUCAGGGCAGGGAUCUUAUUCUUGUUUUUUUAUAUUUUUAAAGACACCUGCAUGAUUUAGAUCAGUAGUCUUAUACAUAAAAUACCAGACAGUAUCUGGUAGAGUAGGAGAACCAGACAGUUGAGCUGACUAAAGAUCUAAAUUGAAUUCUUAUUUGAGGUCAUAGGCCAUAAGAAUGGUCAGUCUCUGGUGAGACUAUAGUUUAAGGAAGGACAUCAGCGGUCAAGUGUUUGUUUGUUUUCCCCCCUCUGAUAUUAUGAACUUUAAGCACCCAGAUACUACUUGUGUACAUAGUAUAAGAGGUUGACAUCAAGCUCACUUCCUGUUGCAUAUUUUGAGCAUUUUUAUAAAAUAAAAAGGCUAAAGAGUGCUUGCCUGCUAUGAACAUUAUGUGUGUUGUUACAAGUAACCAUAAGAACACAAAAAUCACUUCUUGUAUUGGUUAUAUAUUUGUCUUCUUUUUCCUCUUUGAUCCAUUUCCUGGGUUUUUAUGCAGGUGCACAUGGUUAAGUUUCAUUCUUCUAAAUCUAAUUAUGUCUAAAUUCUACCAAGACUUACUGUUGUCCUAGGCCCAGCCUAGACAUAGUUUGUUUUUAAGUUUUGUUAACAUAAGAUUUGGCCUUCUGCUUUAAUGAGGUCUCAUUCCAUUCCCAUGUGGGGAAAGUUUCAGCACAGGCUGGUGAGGCCCACAGUAUGUUGCUGCCAUCACAUGGAAAACUUUUGCAUGACCUCAAAUGUUCACAAAUUAGCUUGCUCCUUCCUGUGGUUUAGUGUUGCAUUUUUCUUCUCUCCCACCAUUACAAAUAGGCUUAACUGUUGACAUACUUCUCAUGUCUGCCUUACUGCAGAUCCUUUGUAUCCUUUGUCAAGCAAAUCCAAAACUAAGUGUCCAGUUAGAUGUGUCUGCAGCAUUCCUACUUUCCGUUAUUUGUCCUGGCUUCCAGUUGUGUGUCGAGGUUUCUUCUUGCUCCUUUUCCUGCACCCCACAAAACACACCAUGCUUCUUUCAGUGUUUAUUCUUGUCUACAAAAUUUUUCAUGAUCAGACACCAAACACAUUACUAUAUAGCUUUCCUUGUUCUAUAGCUUCAGGUCAAAACUUUGAAGCUUUUCUCAAGAUUGCUGUUUUGUCUCGUCUUUUUAAUUGUAUAGUACUUUAGGAUUUAUAUACUGUGCCUCCCAAAAAUAUCUUGGCUUCAGAGUAAUGCCUACCUGAAAAACUAAGAAGUAUUAAGUACGUUUUUUUAACCAAUGAGUUGUAUGAUUAACUGAAUAUAACUUUUUGGAUAUGUCAGUUUUAGAUUGUUUGCAUAAAUAAAAGUAUUUAUGGAAUAA
This is a messenger RNA of Alligator mississippiensis (American alligator), 6144 nucleotides long. RefSeq names its product protein CLN8-like. The record is from RefSeq and is a predicted model, not a curated record. Lineage: Eukaryota; Metazoa; Chordata; Crocodylia; Alligatoridae. Gene Ontology annotation, cellular component: membrane; endoplasmic reticulum. The transcript is spliced from 3 exons. The coding region runs from base 752 to 1618 and encodes 288 amino acids. Gene Ontology annotation, biological process: lipid homeostasis.